Messenger RNA from Rotaria socialis, 3708 nucleotides. NCBI's taxonomy places the organism in Eukaryota, Metazoa, Rotifera, Eurotatoria, Philodinida, Philodinidae. The record is from the annotation of a GenBank genome assembly.
AUGCAAUUUAAGCAUCUAGUGCCGGAUAAAACCUGUUCAGCAAAACUAAAGGAUUUAUUUCUAAUUCUUAGUUCCUCGAAAACACCAUUUACUUUAUUUACAAAUAUGGAUCAUAGAAUCAAUAGAGAAGAAUUGGACGAAGAUGUAAUUUGUGUUCAGUUAACAAAUAUCGCCGUGAAAUUUUUGAAAAAUCCAUUGUUCUGUUCCAAGCUACGCCAAUAUCUGUGCUCAGAACACCGUGUCGACUGUCGAAUACCAUCUGAAUUUCCAAUUAAUGACGAUAUUGGAGUGGCAUUAGAAUUAUCAGGUGUCAAAAUAGCUGCUCAACUUGCUCAUGAUCAUGUAAAAGCAUUAUUUCAAAUGGUGAAAACUAAAAUUUACAAUAACGAAAAUACAGACAAAAACAUGAUAUAUUGGUCGAACAAUAUUUAUUCAGAUUCAGCUAUUGAUACCAUUCGGAAAAUAUUCGAUAAUCACAAUGUAUUUACUAUUUGGGAAAAGACAGAUGUAUUAUCUGGCUAUUACGUCGUACAUUAUUUUGGUCCAGAUCAUCCAUUUCAUGUAUCAGAAAGAAGCAUUGAUCAGAUAAUCUAUAAUGAAAUAGUCUACGUAAAAGAUAUGAUAGUAAGCAAUCUUGACAGUAUGCACGCGAAUUUUCGAAAUGAACUGGAUCAAUUUAUAAAUCAAAGAAAACAGGAGCAGCAAAACUUGCAAACUUUGGCCAUUAUCUAUUGCGAAUAUUGGUUACAAACAGAGUUAAAAUUCAGUUUCUUUGGGCAAAAACGUUUGGUAAACAAUGCACGGAAACAAUUACAGUAUCUAUUAAACAAACACGAGAUGAAAACGAUCAACAUCGAACUGGAUUCUACACAACGAGAAUAUCUAUUGGAGAAUUGUAUUCUUCAAUUGAACAGUAUUGAAUUGGAACAUAGAAAUGAUAAUGUCAAAAUCCAAAUACGUGAAAAUGUAUAUUAUGCACCGCAAUAUUUGACAUCAAAAAUUAAAAAGAUGAUCAACGCGUUGAUUUUUCACACAGCAACUAUUAGUUUUCAAUGCAUUGAAAAUGCUUGUACGGUGACAACAAGCGAACAGCUGGACCUAGAACAAAUCACUCGAAAACAUAAUUGUCAAAUGGAUAGAAUUGAUUUACAGUCUACAAAUGAACUCAUCCAACUACCUAAGGCUAGGACAAUAUCUACAAUAAAAUCGACAUCACCAUCGAUUAUUCAAGAAUCAAAUCAAUUUAUUACUAAACUGAUGACGUUAAAUAGAAUUGUGACAUCGUCUUGCGGAAUAGAAAUUCAUAAAACACAGGAUUCAAUAGAAAAAAACGCGGAUAUCACUAUUAUUUCAGAAAUUACUGCAGCUAGUAAAGAGCAAAUAGCACUCGAUCGUGAUAAUGUGCAUUCUGAAACAAAUACUCAUAGCAACAUACUAGUUGUUCCAUGGAUGCCUCCUGCAGUCGAAUUCGAUAGUAUUCAGUCGGACAACAUUCUUGAAAAUUCCAUAACAAAAUUCAUUUCAACUUGCUUAACGCAAAUUGCCAGUCUACCUACGAAUGACGUCAAAAGAAUCGCACUUUCUACGGAAGCAUGGGGAAAUUAUUCAAAUAAGAAGCAACUGGCCGAAAAGAUGAUUUCUGCAUUGAGAUUUCAACUUGAAACCGAAACAUUUUACAAUCGUCAUUGGACAUUUUUAUUUUUUUUCAAUGAAAAACAAUCCGAUAUGUUUGAUUUCUUCACGCAAGCCAUUUCAUCAAUGCAACAUGAGACGGGUGUCUAUAAGAAAUUUUAUUGUCCGAUAUCAACGAUCACCAUAACCUUGAAAACAUCACGAAAUGUUAAUAUUAACAAAUGUCAAAAUGCAAUUAAUGACUAUUUUCGAAAGCACAUCAUCACAAAAACGGAAGUUAAUGAUGCAUUUAAUUCAGAAAUUUGGAAUCAGCACAUGAUUAAUGUCUUUUAUAAAUAUUGCAUAGAAAAAUCCGUCUUUCCGAAGAUUUAUUCUAUUGAUGAAAAAAAUGGAGCACAACGAUUAGAGUUGUUGGGUUUAGCAGCUGCUGUUAGUGAAAUGAAACAAAGGUAUAAACUCAUACAGGAAAUUACCAAGCAGAAGGCUUCAGUAUCAAGUUGUGCACACGAACAAAUACAAACAACCAAGUCUCAUCAACUAAAACUGGACAUUUCAUCGAAUGGAUAUAAUAUUUUAAUAUUAAGUUCGUCGAAAGAUGAAGUAUUAUCCAAUCGUCUUGGUGCUCGCCUCAUUGAUGAAGGUUAUUUAGUUUAUGUUUAUAAUUGUGAUGAAUCAUCGUCGACGAUCAUGCCGCAAUUUGAAAAUAUGGAUUUGAUUCUCAUCUAUUUUAGUCGAAAUUGUUUGGAAGAUGAGAAUUGCAUGGCGCACAUUAAACUGGCAAAAACUUCUGAGAAGAAAAUCAUACCGAUUAUAUCGGCACAAAGCUUGGUAGAACAAACCAAGUGUUGGCUCGAUUCUGUGACUACAGUAGAUUUAUAUUAUGAAUUAUUUAGAGAAGAAAUCCAUUUCAAGUUAGAUGAAAAUUUUGGCUUCGACUAUGAUAAAUUGUUAGUCGAACUGCUUCACUAUACAAAACCUGGUAUAGUUGGACAAACGUAUUCAAUGCCAACGAUCGAUUCAAAGAAAGAUCAUCAAUCCGAAGAAAUAUCGAAUCAACAAAAUUUAGAACCACAAAUGGCCCCCGAACAAAGACGUCUACGAGAAGAAAUCUAUGAAGAAACUAUUAAAACUAUAAGAGAUCGGGAUGCUAUUCCAGCUGAUGAAGUAGCUUACUUAAUGGAGAGUUUAGCACUCAUUAUUGAAUCCUGCAAAAGUGGUGAAUUACUCGAUGGUGAAGAACAGAAAGCAAAAACACGACGUAAUUUGAACGAUCUAUGCUUAUGCAUAAAACGUUGGAUGCAGAAAGCAUCAAAUGGAGUUGUAAUUAAAGGUAACAUGCCGCCAUUUACUCUUACAGGCGAUUUCAACGAUGCGCCAUAUCCAAUAUUACUAUUAAACAAACCCUCAUGGUGGUCAACCAGUAAAGAAUAUCUAGACUUUGAUCAUUCAUCACCAAACAUUUAUUUUCACUAUCCACAAACGUACAUUGGUUCAUGGUUCAGUCAAAACGAAGCGCAUGACUAUUGUCAGACAUUGACUAAUAGAGACAUUCUAAUUCGAAAUGAGAGACUGCUACAACGUCACAUGCGAGAAAAAGUACCUGAAAAUAACGAACAUAUUCGAGCGAUAAAGCCAAGUCAUAAGUCGAGAGGAAAAAUUUCAAAUGUUGUACAUGUUUCGAAGUUUACAACUGAAUUCAAGGAAGGCCACAUUGCGUGGGACAUCACUGAAGACGUUCUCAUAGUGAAAGAAUACGAAAAAAGACGAACGAAAGUCGCAAGCAAAAAAAAUAAUAGUUAUCUCACGGUCUGGGAGCGUUUAGUCGAAAGAUCAGUGGAACUGUUAUCGGAUAUAAAAGAUGGCAGAAUUGAUUUAAAUUCUGACGUUUUACAAGGCAAAAUUGGAAGUGAACUGAGAACAGAAGAAGAUAUGCAGAAACUUCAUGUGUUAGAUAAUCCGAAUAAUAAACGUUGGAUCAUUAAACGACCUCGUCGAUGUACACUUGCAUUCCUUCAAGCUAAAAUACAAAAUACAAUUGACUUCAACAGAUUACGUGAAACAUCCGGAUAUAUGUAA